AUGCCCCGCGGCUGGGGCGGCCCCGGGCGCCCUGGAGGAGAGGAGCGGACCCGGCCCUCAGUUGGAAUCUGGGCUCCUCCAACGGCAUACCAUGGAUGCAAGUGGAGGAAGGGAAAGAAUAAAAUGGACAACCACCAUUAUUAUCAGCUCAUCUCUUAAGACUUGCGAAAUUGCAACUGCUCUAGAGAAUGGAAGCCACAAGGUUCGGUAUUCGGAUACAUUGGAAAGAGGAUCGAUUGUGUUCUCUCUCUCUGGAGCUGCAUUUUUAUUGAUGGAUGCUAAAGAAUGUCUGAUGUCAGCUGAGGAAAUAUUUCUAACCAAAAUUGACAAGUUCAUUAGCAUUCACCAGAAUAGUUUUUUGGUUCUGUUUGCCCCACUCCAUGGGCCUGAAGAAUGGAAUCUCAUGUUCAGGAUUCAGCAGAGAUUCUUGGGCAGUAACUUACGAAUACUUCCUGCACACAACACAGUAAAUGCUGUUGACCUUAUGUGCACUAUUGCUAAGACUACCUCCAAACCAACCAUAGACAGCAUCUGCUAUAGAAUGAUAACCACCAAAGCUUACAUCAUAGAGCAGAGCCCUGUUUGGAGGACUCUCCAAAAGAUAAAACUCAGUACUGAUUCAGUUAGUCCAGAUUCAGAGUGUUGAUCAUAAGUGUUCUUUUAGAAAACUAUCAAAAUAAUUAAACUUAUUAAAUUAUAAUGUCCAAAUGUCUAUUUAAGGGCAUUUAUAUUUAAAAUAAAAUGUAUACAAUUAAACAUGA
This is a messenger RNA of Peromyscus leucopus (white-footed mouse), 761 nucleotides long. It is a transcript of the gene C10H1orf146, whose product is annotated as chromosome 10 C1orf146 homolog. Lineage: Eukaryota; Metazoa; Chordata; Mammalia; Rodentia; Cricetidae. Gene Ontology annotation, biological process: synaptonemal complex assembly; reciprocal meiotic recombination. The transcript is spliced from 6 exons. The record is from RefSeq and is a predicted model, not a curated record. Gene Ontology annotation, cellular component: chromosome. Bases 92 to 646 code for a protein of 184 amino acids.